AUGGCUACAAACAGUGGUCGUGGUAACCCCAUCGGCGCUGAGGAAGGCCCCAGCAAGGUCGGCGAGGGCGCCCCUCCGCCUCUUUCCAACGAGACCAAGAAUGCCGUGGCUGCUGGACAGGCGACGGACCCUGUCCAUGCCGGCGGCCAGGACUCGACCAUGGCCGCCGCCGAGGCCAAGCCCAAGACGGCAAAGGAGUUAGAGAGGGAGCGCAAGAAGGCCGAGAAGAACGCCAAGUUCGCUGAGAAGCAAAAGGCAAAGGCCGCCGCCGCAGCCCAGCCCGCCCAAGCUGCCGCCAAGCCCAAGAAGGAGAAGGCUCCCAAGCCCGUCGAGGAGCCGCUGCCCGAGUACGUCGAAGACACCCCCGUCGGCGAGAAGAAGCGCCUCAAGUCCCUCGACGACCCCCAGUUCAAGGCCUACAACCCCAUCGCCGUCGAGAGCGCCUGGUACGAGUGGUGGGAGAAGGAGGGCUUCUUCAAGCCCGAGUUCAAGCCCGACGGCAAGGUCAAGGACGAGGGCUCGUUCGUCAUCGUCAUCCCGCCCCCCAACGUGACUGGCGCAUUGCAUAUGGGCCACGCCCUCGGCAACUCGUUGCAGGAUGUCAUGAUCAGAUGGAACCGUAUGCACGGCAAGACCACCCUCUGGCUUCCUGGCUGCGACCAUGCUGGUAUCGCCACGCAGAGUGUCGUCGAGAAGCGUCUCAAGAAGACGGAGAACAAGAGCCGCCACGACCUAGGCAGGAAAGACUUCAUCGACCUCGUCUGGAAGUGGAAGGACGAGUAUCACACCAAGAUCAACAGAGCCCAGCGCAAGAUGGGUGGAUCGACCGACUGGAGCAGGGAGGCCUUCACCAUGGACGAGAACCUCUCCGCGGCCGUCUCCGAGACCUUCGUCAAGCUCCACGAGGAGGGUAUCAUCUACAGAGCAAACCGCCUGGUCAACUGGAGUACUGAGCUCACCACUGCGCUGUCAAACCUCGAAGUCAUCAACAAGGAGCUUCCUGGCCGCACCUUGAUCGAGGUUCCGGGUUACAAGAGCAAGAUUGAGUUUGGUAUCAUUGUGCACUUCAAGUAUCCCAUCGAGGGAAGCGAGGAGACCAUCGAGGUCGCCACGACUCGUCCUGAGACCCUGCUGGGUGAUACCGGUAUUGCUGUCCACCCCGAUGAUGUGAGAUACAAGCACCUUGUUGGAAAGAAUGCGGUCCACCCCUUCAUUCCGGGCAGACUCAUGCCCAUUGUCGCCGACACGUACGUUGACAAGGAGUUCGGUACCGGUGCCGUCAAGAUUACCCCGGCGCACGACCCCAACGAUUUUGCCCUUGGCCAGAGGCACAACCUCAAGUUCAUCAACAUCCUCACGGACAACGGUCUGAUGAACGAGAACGCCGGACCUUACCAGGGGCAGAAGCGCUUUGAUGUUCGCUACUCGAUCCAGGAAGACCUUAAGGCAAAGGGACUCUACGUUGACAAGAAGGACAACCCCAUGUCGGUCCCCAUCUGUGAACGAUCAGGAGACGUCAUCGAGCCCCUGCUCAAGCCUCAGUGGUGGAUGAGAAUGAAGGAGCUGGCCGAGCCUGCCAUUCAGGUCGUCAGGGAUGGUCGCAUCAAGAUUAAGCCUGAGACUGCCGAGAGAAGUUACUACAGGUGGAUGGAAAACAUCAACGACUGGUGUCUGUCUCGCCAGCUGUGGUGGGGACACCAGUGUCCUGUCUACUUUGCCCAGGUUGAGGGCGAGACUGGCGACGAAUCUGAUGGCAAAAUGUGGUUCUCAGGCCGCACCGAAGAAGAAGCUCGCGCCAAGGCCGAAAAGGCUUUACCCGGCAAGAAGUUCACGCUUAAGAGAGAUGAGGAUGUUCUUGACACAUGGUUCAGCUCUGGUCUUUGGCCCUUCUCUACAUUAGGCUGGCCCAAGAAGACCCCCGACCUUGCCAACCUGUACCCCACUUCUGUUCUCGAGACUGGAUGGGAUAUUCUCUUCUUCUGGAUCGCCAGAAUGAUCAUGCUGGGACUAAAGAUGGUGGGAGAUGUCCCCUUCAAGGAGGUCUACUGCCAUUCGCUGGUCCGAGACAGCGAGGGUCGCAAGAUGAGCAAAUCGCUCGGAAACGUUAUCGACCCCUUGGACGUCAUCCGGGGUAUCCCUCUGGAGGCCCUCAACCAGCAGCUGUUGCUUGGAAACUUGAAAGACAGCGAGGUCGAGAAGGCAAAGAAAUACCAGAAGACUGCUUUCCCCGACGGUAUCCCCCAGUGCGGUGCUGAUGCCCUUCGAUUCUGCAUGGUCAAUUACACAACUGGAGGUGGAGAUAUCAACUUUGACAUCAAGGUCAUGCACUCCUACAGAAAGUUCUGUAACAAGAUCUACCAGGCCACGAAGUUCGUCUUGGGCAAGCUAGAGAGCGGCUACGUCCCGCCCGCCUCGGGCAAGCCCACCGGAAAGGAGUCUCUGGCUGAGCAGUGGAUUCUUCACAAGAUGAACCAGGCUGUGAAGCAGGUCAACGAGGCAAUCCCCAACCGGGAGUUCAGUGUGUCUACGAACAUCAUCUACACCUACUGGUAUAAUCAGCUCUGCGAUGUUUUCAUCGAGAACUCGAAGGCGCUCAUCCAGGAGGGUGCUGAGGAGGAGAAGCGUUCCGCUGUUAACACCCUCUACACUGCACUUGACAAUGCUUUGAAACUUAUCCAUCCUUUCAUGCCAUUCCUGACUGAGGAGCUGUGGCAGCGCCUUCCCCGCCGGACUGGCGAUGAGACUCGUUCAAUCAUGAUUGCCAAGUACCCUGUGUACGAUCCGGAGCUGGACAACCCUGCUGCUGAGGCCGCAUACGAGCUUGUCCUGGGUUCAUCGAAGGGUAUCCGAUCGCUGAUGGCGGAGUACGCCCUCAAGGACGAGGCUAAGGUGUAUGUCCAAACCUACGACGAGACAGCGCACAAGACUGCCGUUGAGCAGGUGCAGUCAAUCAAGUCACUUAGCGGAAAGGGUGUUACUAGCAUCGAAAUCCUGUCUGGCUCUGACUCCCGGCCAGCCGGCUGCGUCGCCUACCCCGUGUCCAGCGCGGCAACCGUCUUCCUCCACGUCAAGGGCCGAGUCGACAUUGACGGCGAGAUCGACAAGGCGACCAAGAAACUGCAGAAGACCCGCGCGGCCAUCCAGAAGGCAGAGAAGCUGCUGAACGACCCGGCGUACCAGCAGAAGGCCGACGCUGCCCUGCAGGAGAACGACCGCAAGCGGCUGGGCGAUCUCGAGUCCGAGGCCAAGGGCUUCGAGGGUACCAUCAAGCAGUUCGAGGGUCUGAAGCUGGAGUAG
Neoarthrinium moseri is the source of this 3297-nucleotide messenger RNA. RefSeq lists its product as uncharacterized. Bases 1 to 3297 code for a protein of 1098 amino acids. The transcript has 4 exons. Gene Ontology annotation, molecular function: valine-tRNA ligase activity; ATP binding; aminoacyl-tRNA deacylase activity. NCBI's taxonomy places the organism in Eukaryota, Fungi, Ascomycota, Sordariomycetes, Amphisphaeriales, Apiosporaceae. Gene Ontology annotation, biological process: valyl-tRNA aminoacylation. The record is from RefSeq and is a predicted model, not a curated record. Gene Ontology annotation, cellular component: cytosol.